UAAGACGACGGCGAUCCUGUAGAAGGCGGCUAUCAUCGUCCGAUCUGUGCAAUACAAUAAUACCAGCUUGGCGAGUUGCAUGUUAAUUAAUUCUGUUAUUCCACUUAGGCAAACAGGUACCUAGGUAUCUGCGUUGCUUUCAAUAUAUGCCACUCAUGAGCCACGAACGUGGCUCUCCUGAGUGAUGAGUGAUUGUUGCGAAUGCAUGCUGCGACCCAAUCAUAAGAUGACCCCGCACAGCAAUGCAGAGCAGGAGGAGCCUGCAACAGAGCUCCCAAUGACAGACAGCAGAUCAGAAACGGAUGACAGCGGAUCCGAAAUGGAUGAAGAGGAGAUAAAGAGGUGGUAUUCCGCGACGUAUAAGCGCGGCUCAAAACCCCCCAUGAAGAAGCCUCUCACGGCGGCUUGGGGUCUGCCUAUAAGCGACGCAGACCUCGCCAAGCUCAAGGUCGGGCUCAGACCCCGAGAUAUGGACGACAAAUGGGAGAUACUGAUCGAGGACCCGGACGAAAACGGCAACGUGUCCAUCCACAUAACCCGAAGCUGGUUGCAGGAGGAGUGCUACAUACUUCACAUUGUUCCGAGAAGCAACGAUGAGGGCGAGAGCGCAAGGAUCGAAAGCAUUACCUGGGAAGGGAACAAGGGGGGGCUGCAGUGCGAGGCAGAGCAGGCCGAGAAGGAAGCCGUGAUGCUUUGCCGAGGCCAUCUCCACUGCGAGUUUGAAGCUCUCCCCCAGUACCCGUCCUCAGCGUUCUGGGAUAGCAAAGCUUAUAAGAAGCUGGAUGCGGAAUAAGUUACUAGCCCUCGAGGAGGCCUUAGAUAAGUUGAAGAUUUUCGAGGCAUAACUACCUGCCUUUAUUAAUUUAGGGGCAAUUUUAUUAACAACAUCAAUAUGCUUGUUUAUGAAAUAUUAUUUUUACUGCAGUCUACAGCUAAUAAUAGCGAAGGCGCAAAUCUCUUUUAUAAACACUAGUACCUUACGCUAAGCUCACGACACUGUUAGGGAGACCUCAUAUUCGAGAAACCCUGACCUGACCUGGCCUGACGUGGUCGCUGAUCUGACAAGCGUGGAGUUAUCUCAUAUCAGCGGUGAGGGUAUUCCUCACCCGCGUCCUCGAACAUAUGGAUCGAGGUCUAAUGGGUCAAUGCAGUAACCCGUAGACUUUACCGGGGGA
Molecule: messenger RNA, 1175 nt
Organism: Daldinia caldariorum
Lineage: Eukaryota; Fungi; Ascomycota; Sordariomycetes; Xylariales; Hypoxylaceae
Exons: 3
Coding region: 185-793 (202 amino acids)
Source: RefSeq, a predicted model, not a curated record